CGAUUGCCCUGGCUUCACCUGCGGGGGUUCACCAACUACACGACGGGAUAGGACCGUCCCAUGGGGCUCCCUCGAGCCAAGUCCGCGCUGCGUUCGCUUUUCGCCUGCUCCCGUUCCAAGCGAAGAAUUGCACACGGUCCGAGUAGCAGACACACAUAAACAAUUGCUGAUAAGUCAAAGCUGCAAGCCUGUAAGGCGCGCGCAGCCGAGAGCGGUAUGAUGCGCAGCAAGGCCGGCUCCGCUAGCUCUGCAGGCGACCCUGCGGGUAGCAGUGGCGUCAGCGCCGUGCAGCCUCCAGCACCCGCCGCAGCUGAGCAGCACCAGCACCGGCACCAGCAGGAGCAGCUACCCCGGGUCCCAGGGAGUGGCCCAAUGUCAGUGGCAGCUGAUGCGGCCUACUUGUCAGUGCCCACCAUCCGCGGGGAGGUCGAGGCCGAAACGGGGCAGCAUGCCGGUGCAGCGGGCCGGCGGGAGGACCUGCAGGAGGCUGUGGACUGGAUGAUGGAGCGGUCGGAGCGAUGAGGCAGCCUGCCAUGGGUCGGCUUGCCGGCGCCCUCCGGUGAGCAAGGCAGCCGCUGGGCGCUGGUGGUGGGCGCCAGAGCCAGUCAAGCUGCUUGAGUACCGGCUGUGUGGAGGCAUGCAGGCGCUGGACAUUGCGUGCGGGAUGAGGAAGUUGCACCGCGCAUUCGAGGGGGCCAGCCCGAACCCCGCAGGUGGUGGCCUGCCCGAACCCGCUUCAGCACGGACCCGUGUGGGGCUGCAGAACCCGUCAUUCCAGUCAGCUCCCUCUGCUAUAACUUUAAUUUUGGCAGCGUUCACGUGUUAUUGGGGAUGCGGACCGUAUCUGGUUGAUACCGCGUGUGGUCGAAUUCCCGGAAGCCUGCCUUCUCCCGUUUGCACCUGUGAAUUGGCCAGCCGUCAAGUGGCAUGGAAGGGAUUUUGAAAGCUGAAUUGAUUAUGUGUGUCAUCCGAGAACGAAAUGACUCGAAAAAC
Molecule: messenger RNA, 993 nt
Organism: Chlamydomonas reinhardtii
Lineage: Eukaryota; Viridiplantae; Chlorophyta; Chlorophyceae; Chlamydomonadales; Chlamydomonadaceae
Exons: 3
Coding region: 220-522 (100 amino acids)
Source: RefSeq, a predicted model, not a curated record